Molecule: messenger RNA, 465 nt
Organism: Suillus plorans
Lineage: Eukaryota; Fungi; Basidiomycota; Agaricomycetes; Boletales; Suillaceae
Product: actin-related protein 2/3 complex subunit 5
Exons: 4
Coding region: 1-465 (154 amino acids)
Biological process (GO): Arp2/3 complex-mediated actin nucleation; regulation of actin filament polymerization
Cellular component (GO): Arp2/3 protein complex; actin cytoskeleton; cytoplasm
Molecular function (GO): actin filament binding
Source: RefSeq, a predicted model, not a curated record
AUGUCUUUUAGAAAGAUUGACAUCGACGCUUAUGACGAGGAUGUCCUACUGGAGGGCGAGCUUUGCGAGCCAGAUCCACGCGAUCCCGCUCAAGUCUUGAGUGAUGCGAAACAGAAACAGGCAGCAGUCCGGAGCACGUUAGCGAGGGGGGACAUACCAGGGGCGCUGGGAAUCGCGCUGGACAGUAUACCUUAUGGGCCAAACGUCGAGGAAGCUAAGAACCUGACGUUGCAGACCGUUGUCUCGAUACUGAAUAGCACGAAAUCAUCGGAUAUAAUCAGCGUCGUGAAAGCGCUCUCCCAGGAUACUCAAGACACGUUGAUGAAGUACCUUUACAAGGGUAUGGGGAUGCCGGGCUGGGGUGAUGUGAGCGGCAGCGUGCUCUUGGGGUGGCAUGAGAAGCUGACCGAAGUCGCUGGCACUGGCUGUAUCGUACGAGUAAUGACUGACAGAAGAAUCGUAUAA